UUUCUGCCGAGGCCCGACGAGGAGACACGAGCACAGCGGACACGUCGUACUUACGUCGAAUGGACACGACACUCAAACGCAACGUAGACGAGAUUGAACGUUUCGUGGACUUGGUAUUAAACUAACCGUGUUAGGCUUUAGCGUUGUUGCUAGUGAACGUUGAUCGUGCUUACGUAAGAACGUAUAUUUAUAUAUACCUGCGUCCUCUAUAAUUGUGUAAGAAGUAAAUCGUGUAAUCGAGAUUAUCUUGAAGUUGAUAUUUGGAUUGGAUUCGAGGGGUAUUUCUUGCGUCCAUUCAUCCAAGUUUCUCUGAUUGGCAAAAGAAGCAUUAACGAAAGAAAAAAAGAAAAAGAGAAAGGAAGAAAGGACGAAUCUACGGUCGAAGAGGAGAGAGAGAAGGAAGAAGUUGUAGCACCUGCCGCAGUCGGUCUCUGGCGGCGCCACUCACGUGUUGCAUGCGUGCCGGGCUAUCCAUCAUGGUCGCGGACGCGAACCGGCUCUGAUUGGUCGAACAGAGCUCACGUGGUAUGGUAAUUGAGCUCCGGUGGGCGGGAAGGAGCAAAAGGGGCCGCGGUGGAGCCGCUCGCGGAGGAUCUCAAAAGUGGCGGUAGGAGAGGAGAGGAUAAGCCGCUGUCCAUCGGGAGUCCGGUGCUGCUCUUCGCGGCCUCGCUCUUUUCGCUUUUUUAUCUACCUCUAUCUCUUUUUCUCUUUCUCUUUUUCCAUCUUCUUUCUUCCCUUCUCACCAUUCCUCAAAACCCUCUCCCCUUCCCUUCAUCUUUUCCCAAUCGUGGAAAGAGACAUAGACAACUCUCUCUCUCUCUCUCUCUCUCUCUCUCUCUCUCUCUCUCUCUCUCUGUUUCUCUCUCUCUUUCUCUCUGUUUCUCUCUCUCUUUCUCUCUCUCUCUCUCUCUCUCUCUCUCUCUCUCUCUCAGUCUGUCUGUCUGUCCUUUCUUAUCUCUUUUUUUUUCCUUCUGCUCUUUGUUUCUUUCCUGUUUUUCGUUCAAAAGGACAAGGCAGACAAGUAAGGAGAAUGUAUCGCGGUGAAGUGGUCAAUGUGCAGUCGUGAAAAUGUGCUCAACGUUUGAAUGAAACGUUCUCAACGAAACUGAGUUGAGUGUUAGAAGAGACAGGACUAGUUUACUCUGUGAAUAUGUGCACGGGAAUGCAGAUGUCCUCAUAAAAGAAGUAACGUGUUGCGGUGAGAGAACAUAAUGAUGUCGCUGGAACGUUCGGUAUAAGGAAUUCGGACGUUGGCUGCGAGCCCUGAUAAAGGGAACAAAAGCUGUUUGAGAAGAAGAGAGAGAAAAAGAGAGAAAGAGAACAAGAGGAAUAUUGAGAAAGAAAAAUUGAGAAGGAGAGAAAAUGAGCUCCUUCCUGAUGAAUCCAUCCGCCGGCGGUGGCUAUCAUCACCAUCAUCAGCAUCAACAGCCGGCGGGUAGUCAUCAUCUAGCUGCUAGUUCGGUUAUGGUCGAUCCAAAGUUUCCACCGAGCGAAGAAUACAGUCAGAGUAACUACAUACCUUCUACUGGUGCUGACUUCUUCUCUGGCAGUACCGCCAGCCAUCAUCUCAAUCAUCCCCAAUCCCAUCAACUUCAAUAUGGCUAUCACCAGCACCAUCAUCAGGCUGCUACGACUCCGUACGGAGCAUCAUCGGCUGUUCAACUGAACGGUGGUUAUGCCGGAUACGGAGGAUAUUAUGGGCCACAUCAUCCUCAUCACCAGGUCCACGCUGUCCAUCAUGCAAGUUUACAUCCUCAUCAUCAUGCUGUUGGUGCCCUAGCAAUGCCACCAGAAGCACAGCAACCACCUCACACGUGUCCAUCUUCGAUGCAAGCACCGCAACAGCAACAACAACAGCCACCAGUCACAGCGUCUACCGUUCUCGGAUCGACUCCCUUAUCGCCGUCCAUUAUGCAAAAUCACGUGCAACAGCAAGAAGCUAUUCAGCAACAUCAACAUCAACAACAGAAUCAACAACAACCACACGACGGCAACGUUUGCAGUCCAGCAGGUUCUGGCUCGUUGCAUCGGGACAAUUCACCGGAUCUUCAACAACAAUCUACCCAACAAACUCAGCAUAUACAAAAUGCACAGCAGCAACAACAACAAUCGCAACAUCAGCAACAACAGCAACAUCACGUAGACGAUGGAUCCGAUCAAGACGAUGUUGAGGACGAUCAGAUGAUGGACGGCUCGCCUGGUAUGAUGGAGGAAGAAGAGGAUGACGAAGAAAAUGGAGAUCGUGUCAUCUAUCCAUGGAUGAAAAAGAUUCACGUUGCUGGUGUAGCGAAUGGUUCUUAUCAACCUGGAAUGGAGCCAAAGAGGCAGAGGACCGCGUACACGCGACACCAGAUCCUGGAGCUCGAGAAAGAGUUCCAUUACAAUCGUUAUCUUACGAGAAGACGGCGGAUCGAGAUAGCCCAUACAUUGGUACUGUCGGAGAGACAGAUUAAAAUUUGGUUUCAGAAUCGACGUAUGAAAUGGAAGAAGGACAACAAGCUACCGAAUACGAAGAACGUUCGUAGGAAGAACGCGAAUGGUCAAGUGUCAGCAACAACGACUACUACGAAAACAACGAAGGGUACCAACAACAGAACGAAAAGUGUCUCCGCUGCUGCUGCAGCUGCCGCCGCUGCUGCUGCCGCUGCUGCUGCUGUUUCAGCAAAUGGGAACAACAACAAUGGACAGAGGAAGAACAACAACAAUUCCCCUUCCAGUGGUUUAGACGGUAACAAUUUGGAGACUGGAGUUGGCCUCGAUAUGGGUGACGUUCACGGUGUCAACUCGUCUCUUCCUCAUCCGAACGUGGUACAUCCAAGCUUUCAAGGUCACCCUCAUCCUCUCGCCCACCUACAAGCACAGCUGAGUCACCAUCACGUGGCGGCUGGAAUGAUGGACGGCCCAACAACGAUCGGGCCAACGAUCGGCCCUACGAUCGGUCCUACGAUCGGUCCUACGAUCGGUCCUACGGGUGGACCAAUGGGACAUAUGUCUUCCGGGAGCAUCAGUCCACUUGCACCGGCCACCAGUCCUCCUGGACUCUCUCAAGUAUCGACCUCAGUUGUCCCACCGCCACCGAUAAAGUCCGAUUAUGGACUUACCGCCCUGUAACACCCGCUUACUGAACAGAAUCACGAUCAUCGAAUUUACUCUAUUGGUGAUUUCGACUACGAUCUCGCGGUUGGGACCUGAAGUCGAUUACUUAUUUUCGAUUUUUAGAUAAUACUUCGCUUUUUUUCGAAUUAUGGGAUUUAUCGUUAUUAUCUUCUGUUUCUUUUUUCUUUCUCCUUUUCUCUAUUUUCUUUUUUUGUUUUUUUCUUUUUUUUUUUUCUUUUUUAAAUCACUAAAGAAAACAAAAAUUCUGAGAUUCGUAUGGAGAAUCGCAAAAAUAAGCAACGCGAGAUGGAGCUCGUAUUUUUCGUAAAUAUUAUUCCGAGUUGCAAAACACUUGUUGAUUUAUUAUUGUUGUUCUAUGAAGUAUCCAAAAAUAUUUGGUGGAUAAUUAACGUGUAUCAAAUGGAAGACAUCAAUUGUUAUAGAUUUGAUCAGACUCUCAAGAUAUAAUUCUUCGACGGUAAGAUAUCUAUUAUUUUGAAAUUCAAUUUCGAGACUUAGUUAUUGAUGAAAUGGACAACAUGAAAAAUAUCAUAAAAAUGAUAUUUCGAAAUAGCCUAAUCAUUCUAUUGUUUCUCUUCAACGUGCCAUCGCGCUUGUAGUCAACUACUACUUACUUACUUAGCUUCUUUCUUGUCUCAUUCUGCGAUAUCCAGAAGCACAUGUUCGUAAUCAUUUCCAUAAAGACAUCGCAAAGUACGACAUUACGUAUGUAAAUGUACAUAUAUAUAGCCGACAUAUUUGUACAUAUUUGUGUAAAGAAUAAAUAUAAUAUCGAGUGCGUGACGCAGCGAUCUAUGUUUCACAUAUUCUUAUUCUUAUUAUUAAUUAUUGUAUGAUUGUAUGGUUUUAGAGUAAUAAAUCGUGUUAAGUCGUCAAAUGAAAGAAAGAAAAUUGCGAAUUGAUUGUUAUUAUUAUAGAGACGUUUGCUUCAGCUCGUAUUAGAUAAUAACCGGUUCUUAUCUUCACAACCAUAACGAGAAUUACGGCUUCCGACACCGAAAUUACGCGAAUCUGUGUUUAUUAAAUGGUCAUUUGAAAUAUUAAAAAUAAAAAAAAGAAAAAUAAAUAAAAAAAAAAAAAAAAAAAAAAAGAAAAAGGAAAAAAGAACAAAAAAAUGAAAAAUUAUAUAAAUGAAACAAAAAAAGUCAAACAAAAAAAAAUAAAUAAAUAAAAAGAAUAUAAAAAUCGAAGCAACGACGACUAUUCACCAGUAUUUAACCUUAAAUAUGUUUAAACUUAAUACCUAACUUUUAAUAACGUCGACUCUCAAAGUUGAGCCUAGAUUCAAUCGGUCGAUACAUUAUCGUUAUCGUCGUUGUCAGUAAAACCGUGAAAACCGUGCCGAUCGCGAGUUCCAUGAAUACUCAUACAAAGCGAUAUACCGUAUCGAUCCAAUGUCAUACAAAUUUAAAACUUCCGGCCGAGUUAUCUCCCUCCGAUAAUAAUCGCGUGUCUUACGUUCGAGCAGUUCUUUGUCCUUGCCGCUAAAAGUUUCAAUAGAAAAGAAAAGACGAACGAAAUAAAAAAGGAAAAUAGAAAAAAGACAAAAAAAAAAGAAAAAGAAAAUAAUAUUCAUUGAGAUUCAUGGUUCAUUUUUCGUUCUGUAGAAAUGAACAAGAAAAAAAAAUCACUUGUAAAUACUAUCUCGAAUAUAAUAUUUAUUAGGUCGUCAAAAGUUUCUUUCGUUUUUCAAAAUACUGGCAAAUAAAAUAGCUGGAUGAAAAUACUGAAAAAAAACUUUUUGAACAACCUAAUAUAAUGUCUAUUUUUAUUGAAAGAACGCGCGAGGGAUCGACCAAUAACAAUUAGGAUGCGAUUAUGUGUUCGACGAAACCGGGAAAACUGAUCGGGAAGAAAACUGUAUUAUUAUUAUUAUUAUUAUUAUUAUAAUUCAUUUUUAUCAUUAUUACGAUUACGAUUAGAUUAUGUUUAUGAUUAUUAUUAUUUUUUUUAUUAUUAUUAUUAUAUGAGUAGUAAUCAAACGAUUUAUGCACAGAGUUGCUGUGACGAUAUACCAAAACGAUACUAACUAAUAAAUAGUUGAUAAAUAAAGUAGAUCGUACAUGUAUUAAGACACGUUAAUUCUAAACAAUGACAGAAGUACAUAGUAUAUAUAAAGAUAUAUAUAUAUAUAAAUAUAUAUAUGAUACGAAACGUUUAGUGUAAUCGGCGUUGAUAAGCGAUAGAUGUAUGAGAAAUGUUCUAAUAAGUGUGACAUUAUACUUCAUAUUAUAUGAUGUAUAUAUCUUGUAUGAUAAGAAUUUAAUCGGGCACACACUCCAAUGCUUAUGUUUAUAUUGAUUAUUGAGUCAAUCAAUUACGAUCGUGAAAUAAAUGA
Vespa crabro (European hornet) is the source of this 5455-nucleotide messenger RNA. It is a transcript of the gene Dfd, whose product is annotated as homeotic protein deformed-like. Gene Ontology annotation, biological process: regulation of transcription by RNA polymerase II; anterior/posterior pattern specification. The record is from RefSeq and is a predicted model, not a curated record. The coding region runs from base 1363 to 3111 and encodes 582 amino acids. Gene Ontology annotation, molecular function: RNA polymerase II cis-regulatory region sequence-specific DNA binding; DNA-binding transcription factor activity, RNA polymerase II-specific. Lineage: Eukaryota; Metazoa; Arthropoda; Insecta; Hymenoptera; Vespidae. Gene Ontology annotation, cellular component: nucleus. The transcript is spliced from 2 exons.